Molecule: messenger RNA, 330 nt
Organism: Patiria miniata (bat star)
Lineage: Eukaryota; Metazoa; Echinodermata; Asteroidea; Valvatida; Asterinidae
Product: BTB/POZ domain-containing protein KCTD6-like
Exons: 1
Coding region: 1-330 (109 amino acids)
Biological process (GO): protein homooligomerization
Molecular function (GO): protein binding
Source: RefSeq, a predicted model, not a curated record
AUGGAUGAAAUUGUCCAUCUAAAUGUGGGCGGUUGUACAAUGUACACCACGAAGCGGUCGACUCUGAUUCGCUACAAGAAUUCCUUGCUGUUCAAAAAGUUCCAGUUGCUAAGAUUUAAUAAUGACAAAGUAAACGGAGCUUACUUCAUCGACGGAGAUGGGUCCAUCUUCCGCCAUGUCCUCAACUUCCUCCGACGGGGCAGGCUGACUCUACCGGAGGACUUCAAGGAGUGGGAGCUGCUGGCCUCAGAGGCCGAUUUCUACCAAAUUGAGGAUUUAGUGGAGGCGGUGAAGGCGAAAAAGUUUCAGAGGGACACCUACAGUUCCUAA